AGGGUCUCUUUCGUCUGUAGUGUGUGGGCUGGCCCAGAGGUGUGAAAUAAUCAUUGUGGAUGUGCUUCUCCUCCUUAUUUUGCUCUCCCUCCUGGUUCAGUGUGUUUUCGGUCUUGCCUUGCCCACAUGAUUACUGCUGUAGUAGACGCUCUUUGAACAAGCACAAAGGAUGAGCCACUGCCGCUUUAUUUUUGUUUUCGCUUUUGCUUGGAAGCUUGCCUUCAGAGAGCACACAUCCUUUUUACCGUCCCGUAGAAAGCCAUAAUAUGGAUAUCUACUUGCUGCAUUUUGUUGUCAGCACGUACCUUUCUUUAUACUUCUUACAUAUUGCUCUUUUCCUCAAUGUUUACAGAGCUAACCAACAUCUUCUGACUAUAUCUCUAUGUAGCCUUUAUCGAGGGCCAAUAUCGCACUUUUUAACAAUGUCUAGUAAGAUACGGCGUUACAUUUUAUAAUACACUUGUACAUAAAUUAGCCGGGCGCCAUAUAUAAUCGGAACCAAACGGAAGCAUAACGAUAGAUAUCUGCAACAAAGCAUCCAAGGCCAUUUAAAGUAUGACUUCUGUAGCCUUAGUUUACUUUUGUUGACUACAUAAUACUGUGUAUCGCUAAGCGGUGCAGGUCACUGUUUCCUCAAAGGAGCUGCGCGCUUGUGAGAGCUAGAGUAUGCAUACUGGAAAAUAUAACAGCAGAUGUGCUAUGUCCCUUUCAAAGAGGGACCAGUAAGCAUGUAUAGAAAGCCGUGGGAUCUCACGUACAGGAUCUGGGCAC
Zychaea mexicana is the source of this 771-nucleotide messenger RNA. RefSeq lists its product as uncharacterized. The record is from RefSeq and is a predicted model, not a curated record. NCBI's taxonomy places the organism in Eukaryota, Fungi, Mucoromycota, Mucoromycetes, Mucorales, Lichtheimiaceae. The transcript has 3 exons. The coding region runs from base 267 to 455 and encodes 62 amino acids.